This is a messenger RNA of Suillus subalutaceus, 447 nucleotides long. RefSeq lists its product as uncharacterized. Lineage: Eukaryota; Fungi; Basidiomycota; Agaricomycetes; Boletales; Suillaceae. The coding region runs from base 1 to 447 and encodes 148 amino acids. The record is from RefSeq and is a predicted model, not a curated record. The transcript has 3 exons.
AUGGCCACCAUCGCAGACCUUGCAGAAAAUACCAUAUGUAUCUUAGAUGGUAGGGAGACACUUGCCAUCAUCUCCAGGGAACUCAAGGAGUCCAGUGAGUGGAAGAACAUGAUGCAAGAGGAGGAAGAUGAUUUAAUGGAAGACAUCGAAGUUGAAAACAUGUCCAAGGCUCCAAUAAAGAUCUACACCAAGGAUGUUGCAAUGGAAAUUGCAAAGACUAUGGGUAAUAUUGAUCCUGAGAUCAUAGUUCUUGAAAAAUGCACUGGUUGCAAUGUGUUCUGGGGUCUGACAAGGAACACACCAAAUGACAAUUUCAGACCACAAAGCUAUGUGUCUGACCCUGUCAAAAAUGUGCGUCUUGCUCUGUUUAAGCUUAUGCCUGAACAGAUAGUUGUCAACAUCAAUGCCUACAUUGUGUCAGGUGUGGAAGGUGUCAUUCGCACCUGA